Paracoccidioides lutzii Pb01 is the source of this 333-nucleotide messenger RNA. RefSeq lists its product as hypothetical. The record is from RefSeq and is a predicted model, not a curated record. Bases 1 to 333 code for a protein of 110 amino acids. The transcript has 2 exons.
AUGGGGGAGACGGAAGACUCCCGCCACAACGAAAUUACCCCAACGACAGUACUUUUCUCACGCGGGAAUCCGGAGGCGUUUGAAACCAGCGCACACCGUAUAUGUUUCCCGGGGUCUGUGGCUUUCCCUGCGGGGUUUCCAACGGCGCUGAAUCGCAGCUGGGUAGAGCAGGAACCCGCUCCGGACACAAUGACCAAUGGUAGAAAUAUACAUAUAACAAGCAAUGCUAUCUGGUUGUCCGGGUUCGUUCGCUGCGGACAGAUAGACCCACCGGUGAGCUAUAGCGUAUGCACACGUAGGUACGACGGAGACUACGGCGGGACUGUGGCAUGA